Messenger RNA from Gavia stellata (red-throated loon), 3956 nucleotides. RefSeq names its product propionyl-CoA carboxylase subunit alpha (gene PCCA). Gene Ontology annotation, cellular component: mitochondrion. NCBI's taxonomy places the organism in Eukaryota, Metazoa, Chordata, Aves, Gaviiformes, Gaviidae. The coding region runs from base 1 to 2145 and encodes 714 amino acids. Gene Ontology annotation, molecular function: metal ion binding; ATP binding; propionyl-CoA carboxylase activity. The record is from RefSeq and is a predicted model, not a curated record. The transcript has 24 exons.
AUGGCGGCGGCGCUUCGCUGGGGGGUCGCGGGCGGCCGCCGAGGGCUGCGGGCGCUGCUGAGGUGUGAAGUGCUGUGUUCAAGAUGGUGCCUUAUAACUUCACAUAAACUGUAUUCAUCUGUGUAUGAUCCAAAUGAAAAGACUUUUGAAAAACUCCUUAUUGCCAACAGAGGAGAGAUUGCAUGCCGAGUCAUCAAAACGUGUAAGAAAAUGGGGAUUAAAACAGUUGCCAUACACAGUGAUGUUGAUGCCAAUGCUGUUCAUGUGAAAAUGGCGGAUGAAGCUGUCUGUGUUGGCCCAGCUCCCACCAGCAAAAGCUACCUCAACAUGGAUGCCAUCAUGGAAGUCAUUAAGAAAACCAGGGCCCAAGCUGUACACCCAGGAUAUGGAUUUCUUUCAGAAAAUAAAGAAUUUGCUAGACGUUUGGCAUCAGAAGGUGUCACCUUCAUUGGACCUGACACACAUGCUAUUCAAGCUAUGGGAGACAAGAUUGAAAGCAAAUUAUUAGCCAAGAAUGCAAAGGUCAACACAAUCCCUGGCUUUGAUGGAGUAGUCAAGGAUGCAGAUGAAGCUGUCAGAAUUGCAAGGGAAAUUGGCUACCCUGUCAUGAUCAAGGCCUCAGCAGGUGGUGGUGGGAAAGGCAUGAGAAUCGCUUGGGAUGAUGAAGAGACCAGGGAAGGCUUUAGGUUUUCAUCUCAAGAAGCUGCUUCGAGUUUUGGCGAUGAUCGCUUACUGAUAGAAAAGUUUAUUGAUAACCCUCGUCACAUAGAAAUCCAGGUUUUGGCAGAUAAACAUGGUAAUGCCUUGUGGUUGAAUGAAAGAGAGUGCUCCAUUCAAAGGAGAAACCAGAAAGUUGUGGAGGAGGCACCGAGCACUUUUCUAGACCCUGAAACUCGAAGAGCAAUGGGAGAACAAGCAGUAGCUCUUGCCAAAGCAGUAAAAUAUUCCUCUGCUGGAACAGUAGAAUUCCUUGUGGACUCCAGUAAGAAUUUCUACUUCUUAGAAAUGAAUACUAGACUUCAGGUUGAACAUCCCGUCACAGAAUGCAUUACUGGCCUGGACUUAGUCCAAGAAAUGAUCCGUGUUGCUAAGGGUUACCCUCUCAGGCACAAACAGGCUGAUAUUCCCAUCAACGGCUGGGCGGUUGAAUGUCGAGUUUAUGCUGAGGACCCCUACAAAUCUUUUGGCCUGCCAUCCAUUGGUAAACUCUCUCAGUAUCAGGAACCAUUGCAUGUGCCAAGCGUACGUGUUGACAGUGGCAUACAACAAGGAAGUGAUAUUAGCAUUUAUUAUGAUCCUAUGAUCUCAAAACUGAUUACCUAUGGCUCUAAUAGAGCUGAAGCGCUGAAAAGAAUGGAAGAGGCUUUGGACAAUUAUGUAAUUCGAGGUGUGGCUCACAAUAUUUCUUUACUGAGAGAAGUGAUCAUCCAUCCACGCUUUGUUCAAGGAGACAUCAGCACUAAAUUCCUUCCUGAAGUCUAUCCAGAUGGUUUUAAAGGACACAAGUUAACAGAUCUUGAAAAAAGAGAACUACUGGCGACAGCAGCGUCUUUGUAUGUGGCUGAACAACUGAGAUCACAGCGAUUUCUAGGGACUCCAAGAAUUCCUAUUGCUAAAUCAAAGAGAAGUAGCUGGGAGCUCUCUGUGCGUCUAGGAGAUGGAAUUUACCCGGUUGCAGUUUCAAAGGAUGGCUCAUCAUUUUCUGUGGAAGUUGAUGGGAUGAAACUAAACGUGACCAGCGAGUGGAACCUGGCUUCACCCUUAUUGUCUGUCACCAUUAAUGGCACUCAGAGGACUAUACAGCGGCUUUCUCGGAAUGCCUCUGGAGAGACAAGCAUUCAGUUUCUAGGCACAGUGUACAAAUUACAAAUACUGACGAAGGUUGCUGCAGAGCUGAGCAAGUACAUGCCAGAGAAAGCAGCAGAGGACACCUCCAGCAUUUUGAGAUCUCCCAUGCCUGGAGCAGUGGUGGCAGUUUCUGUCAAGCCUGGGGACACGGUUUCAGAAGGUCAAGAGAUUUGUGUAAUUGAAGCAAUGAAAAUGCAGAACAGUAUGAUUGCUGCUAAAACAGGCAAGGUGAAAGCUGUGCACUGCAAAGCUGGUGAUACUGUUGGAGAAGGAGAUCUGCUGGUGGAACUGGAAUAAACAGUUGCCUCCACACUGUUGAAUUAGCUAAGUCUUUAUUAUUUCCAUCCAUAAAGUAAAAUUAAGGCAAUUCAACACAGAAGAUGGACAGUCCUAUUGUGCAAGAUUUUAUACAGUCAUAUUUAUUGUAUCAGUGGUUAAGUCAGCAAACACAGAUGUUAAACCUUGGCAACAGAUCCCAGAUUUUUACUUCCAGAAAUACUUGUACAUAACCUUUGUAAUUCUUUGAUUUUUCAGGAUCAAAUAAAAUCAAUAAAAUACCAUUUCUGCUUUAAAACAGGAAAAGCCUCUUUUUAAAAAAAAAAAGAAAACAAAAGCCCAAAUCCGAUUCAUCUUCUCCAUGGUAAUAUCACUUGUUUGAGGCCCCAGCCAAAUUGUACAGAAUGGUUGGUAAGAGUGAAAAAUUAACCACUGAGUGGUUAACCGAGCAGUUUUCCUGUGCUCUGUGCAAGCGCUGAACAAGUACUGCCAAUGGCUUAAACUCUGAUGAGAUUUAUUGUAAUAUUUUGAAGCCUUUGUACAGGCUAGAUUUAAAUUACAGGUUAGAUGUUUUAUUUUGCUAGCGCAGACUUUCCCCAUGUAUUUUCAUUUACAGAUGCAAGGGACUUCUUUUCUUCUUUUAUACUCAAAUUCCCCCCCCGCCCUUGUCUUCUUUCAGUUGAUUACUGGAUCCAAGUCCUUACAGAAGGAGCUGGCACUGUCCUGGAAGGCCCUUAGUUGCCCCAGGGUAUUGCUAGAGGCACUUGCUGUCCCUCAGGCCAAGUCUCCUCCUGAACUCUUACAGGAAAGGGAGACCCAAGAUCUUUUGUUGUGCAGAGGCUCUUACUAAAGACUGUGUGAAGAACUAGGACUGUUCAUAAUACGUAACUAUAUCCUGCUGGAAGAGCUGCGUAGCCAGUGUGGGAAACCAGAGGGCCUGGAGAGGAGGAAGAUGCAAGAGACUUGACAGAAGUGAGAGGGCUGGUGACUUGGUCAGGACAGGUAAGAGGAUGCGUUUCUUUUCUCUCCUCACUCAGGAACUCGGUGCCACAGGAUGGUGAAGAUACCAGAAGUUUCCUGUGUUCAGAAUGUUAGUGUGUGCUUCACAGAGGCUCUCUCUUCCAUUAAUCGAUCUAACUCAGUAAGUCAGUCAGCAGCUGCAGCUCACUGGAUACAGUGGUACCUCCGCCGUCCCUGCACACUGUAAGCAUCGUCUCUGUCCCCAUGCUCUUGCCUAGGCCUCCGCUGCUGCCCACUGCUGGGCCAGGACACCGGGCUCCUCCUGCCUUUGGUACCACCUCCUACAGCUUUUGUUUUUUGACAUACCUCUAAGUCACCGUUCCCACUGUGCCUUGACCACUGCCCCAGAGAGGAGGGGGCCUGCUCUCAUAUUCUUGCGGAGGAUGUGCAGAACCAUGCUACUUCCCAGAAAAACCCCUCUGGCCAGAGGCGCCUGGGCCCUUUACCGGGAGGUAAAGGACAAAAACAGUCUCUGACAGGGCUGGUGCCUCACAUUCACCCAGAAAGGUUUGUGAUUCUGCUUGAAACUUCUGAUUGAAGAGGCAUUUUUCACGUUACUGAGACGCUGCCAACUACAUCACAGGGCCAAGGGGGAAUAAUGUAGUACAGGGAUCUGCUUUGUUAAUUAGUUUACAAACCCCAUCAAGAUGAGUAAGGAGAGUGUUUGGCUAGUACCUGCCUUCCAGAAAAAUUAAUGCUUUUGGAGUUGGAGAAACUGAGCAGACACCUGCAGAUCUUCCUACAGAUCUCCUUAAUACCAUCUUGCCCCUUCCAAAAGGAGCACAGUUCAGCUUCUGCAGGUUGCCCUAAAC